Exophiala oligosperma is the source of this 1893-nucleotide messenger RNA. RefSeq lists its product as uncharacterized. Gene Ontology annotation, molecular function: DNA-binding transcription factor activity. Bases 1 to 1893 code for a protein of 630 amino acids. Gene Ontology annotation, biological process: regulation of DNA-templated transcription. The transcript is spliced from 6 exons. Lineage: Eukaryota; Fungi; Ascomycota; Eurotiomycetes; Chaetothyriales; Herpotrichiellaceae. The record is from RefSeq and is a predicted model, not a curated record.
AUGACUCACGGGAAUAGCUCGCGGAGCAAGAAGCGUUCUAGUGCGGCUGUCGUUCGAGAAGAUGGACAGUCUCAGGACGAAGCGAUCAAGAGACGACGCAAUCGACUGUCGCAGCGCUCCUUCCGAGAGCGACGACUUGCAUACAUCAACGAGCUUGAGGAAAAGUCACGUCGAGCUUCUCAGACAGAGAGCGAGCGUAACAAAGCCCUCUCCGAUGAAAAUGUCGAACUCCGCAACUCCUAUCUCAAGCUCCGCAAAAAGGUACUCGGCGUCAUCUGUACGCUGCAAGAGAUCAGCGAAGAGGCCGGUAAACGCUUGAAUCUCAAUACGAAUCAGACCGCAACUGAGUCAGCUGAUUUCGAAUUCAGCAUCAAUGAGUCUCAAUUCCUUGAUAUGCCUGAACAGGAUGAAGGCGUAUUUUCAAGGCCUUGUGGAGCACAAACAGACACAAACAAACAAUCUUCCACGUAUUCCAACAACGACAUUCAACCUGACUCUGUUGAUAUCAUGUUCACCGAGAGUUCAGAUGACUGCAGCGACCCAGCUGCCGUGUGCGGUGGAAAAUCAACGGAAAUACCAAAUAGCACCAUCCCUCCUGAGGGCAACGCUUCGGAGUCCUUUUUUGACCAUACAAAAGCAACCAUCCUUCCUGACACACAGACCGAGGCUGGCUGCUUUGCGACGGGAGACCACAUUGAUCCCGGAGUUGGAAAUGUUUCCGGCCCUCAUAUCCCACCAAGCGAAGAAACUCAUCAGAAUGCUGGUCCGAGAUGGCAGAUGCAUACAUAUUGCUAUGGCCCUAACUCCACUCCUGAUAUUUGGAAGCAAAGUCCACUGAUUUGCCAGAUUCCACCAGCAUCGCAACUUGGCAAUCCCUUGCAACGGACAAUCACUGGGUCUCUGUUCCUGGAACAUGUAGAAAUGUUGGAAACCCUCGUGUACCAAAAGUUUUUACAAUUGGAGGACCCAAACUCUGAUGACAGAGCGUCUGAAGUGAUAGGGACAGCUGUUACACUCUUCCACGAUUACGCAUGGGAAGGCACAGCCAGAUUUUGGGGCAGCUCUCAGGCUCGGAGCAUUCUCGAAGCUAUUCUCGCGUGGCGUUGCAUGCCCAACAGUGCCACUUUAGCAAAGCUACCAUUAGCCUGGAGACCAACACCAUUGCAGCUUUACACGCCUCACUCUUGCAUCAUCGAUUGGUUCCCGCAUGCUGGCUUGCGGGACGCCUUGAUCUUGAACCACAACAAUAGCCCAAUUCUCGAUGAGCUUUUCUGGGACUGCAUGGACUGUUGGGUCGUAACGGUCGAAGAUAUGUCCACUGUCCUUGCUGAUGCUGACCCCGGCAAAGGUUUUAUCGGACUUUGGAACAUCAUCGAAGCCAUGGAUAGCUCACGAACUUCAAACAACCCGGAUUCUCCACCUGUUUCGCCUUUCUCGCAUUGGAGCACUAGCACUGUCCCCGGGGCACCGCCAUUUUUCUUCUCUAAAACGGCAGCGGCCCAUGGUGAUAGCAACAACGGUUCCGACGAUCCUCUGCACGGAUUAAUGGGUAAAUCGUGUGAAAAGCAGAGCUCGGGAUGGACUCCGAUGCCCCUUGAUUUCAUCCUUGGUCGGAAAGACUUAGCUAGAGAUUUAUUCUACCACCUAAAUAUGCAAGAUACUGUUUCCAACUGGCGAUUCGACGCCUAUCUCUUUGAAAAGUACCCGGAGCUCAAGUAUCCAGGAUAUGAAAGUCUCGUGGCGAAUGGAAAGUCCUUCCGCAGACCAGCACGGAAAGUCGGUCCGACAAAGAUGAACAGCAGGAUCAUCAGCCUCUACCAAAGGGCCAUCUUGGGGAACGGUGUUCAGCUGGCGACUUUGAUCAAUCAGCCUGCAAACAAUUUUGGUCGAUGA